AUGCAACAACGUGACUCCAAAUUGGUCUUUAGUCAUUUUAUAAAAUGGCUAAAAAUAUUCAUUAUCCUGACCAUUGUGACUGGACAAAAUCCGGCAGAUGCAGCCAAAAUCUUAGGCAUCUUUCCACAUGCCAGUGAAAGUCAUUUUGUGGUAAUGAGGACAUUUAUGAUGGAAUUGGCUAGACGGGAACACAAUGUCACAAUUUUUACCAGUCAUCGAUUGGAUGAUCGCCUGGACAAUCUAAGGGAAAUUGUGGUCGAACCGGAAUUUCCAUUUUGGCAGGAGGUUCAAAAACAAUCCGGUGCCAAAGAUCUGCAAGAACUCAGCAAAUUCGGCGAGGAGAAGCUUAAUAAAUAUUUAGCCCAAGCUGGCCACUUACUAAUGGAUUAUUUCCUAUCCAAUUAUCAAGUAAAGGAUAUUCUAGAUAUGCCUCCCGAACAUUUCGAUUAUGAUUUGAUAAUUGUGGAUUUAUUCUAUACGGAAGCUUUGUUGGCAUUGGGUUAUUACUUCCGAACACCUGUAGUCGGUAUUGUUAGUACAGAUUUUGCAAAUUAUAUGGAACGGGUUCAGGAGAUAAUGGUACCGGCGGCAUGUUUACCCUAUGAUUUGGAAAAUUAUGAUACCAGUAUUGGAUUUUGGCAAAGAUUGACGAAUAUUAAGCAGUGCAAGCGGCAGCGAGAGGCAUUCAUUUCGGAACAUUAUGCCAGACAGGAGAAGAUUAUGCAGAAAUAUUUGCCUAAAAUUCAAGGUCCCGUACCCUCUAUCGUUGAACUUCAAGCCAAUCUGGCCCUGCUGUUGGUUAACGACUACUACCCCUUGGCAAUACCCAAACCUUUGAUACCAAACAUAAUACCUGUUGGAGGAUUACAAAUUCGUGCACCACGAGAAUUACCCUGGCAUAUCAGACGUUUCUUGGACGAAGCUCGUUCUGGGGUAGUCUACAUAAAUUUAGGAGACGAACAGCUUUGCAAAGAAAUUCCCAAGGAAAGGCUUGAAGUCCUAAUGCACGUCUUUAGUAAACGAGAGGAACGUUUCCUAUGGACUUGUCAUGACCUACAGAAGCUUGAAGGCCUUCCGAAGAAUGUAAUGUUGAAUCACUUGGUGCCACAGACAGAUAUUUUGGCCCAUCCCCAUAUUAAACUGUUCAUAAUGAAUGGUGAUUUAAUGGCUCUGCAGGAGGCCAUUAUUCGCCAUGUUCCGAUUGUGGGUAUUCCACUGUUCGACAAUGAAUUGGAAAAUGUCCAGACCGCGGUGAAGUUACAAUUCGGUUUACGAAUUGAUUAUGGCAAUUUUUCGGAGGUCUCCCUGAAUUGGGCUUUGGACACAAUGGCCAAUAAGGAAUUCUAUGUGUUGAAUAUCAGAGAUAUAUCGAAAAUAUAUCGUGAUCGGCCAUUGGGUGGUCUGGCGAGUGCCCUAUUUUGGUUGGAUUAUAUUCUGCGUUAUGGCAGUCUGCCGCUGAAGACCCAGGGCAUCGGAAUGCCUUUGGAUGAGCUGCAUUUAAGCGAUUUAAUUUUAUAUAAUUUCUUACUGCUGAUACUUAUUUUGCCCUGCCUAGCGGGAUUAUACUUUUUGGGAAUGUUUCUGUGGAGGAAACGUCAAACGGAGAAAAUGUUUUCAAAACUAAAUUAGUUUUUUAAGAAUAAUUUU
This is a messenger RNA of Musca vetustissima, 1647 nucleotides long. It is a transcript of the gene Ugt317A1, whose product is annotated as UDP-glycosyltransferase UGT4. Gene Ontology annotation, molecular function: UDP-glycosyltransferase activity. The transcript has 4 exons. Bases 1 to 1629 code for a protein of 542 amino acids. Lineage: Eukaryota; Metazoa; Arthropoda; Insecta; Diptera; Muscidae. The record is from RefSeq and is a predicted model, not a curated record.